AACAACACAGGGUGCAAGAUUGAAAUGGGUGAUAUCGUUUAUGAACCUCCGAGAGAUGGACCUACCUUAUGGGAUAUUGGUAUCCCUGACCGAAAAGCUUCUGAGUUCUUUAUCCCAGAUCCUGAUCCCACGCUUGUAAACAGGGCUUUAGUCCAUCAUCAAGACAGGUUCAGGCAAUAUGGGCUGUGGAAGAGAUACACAGAUUUGUAUCCAAAUGAUGACCUUGUUUACACUGUUGGUGUAAGCGAUUAUCGCAGAGACUGGUUCUUUGCUCAGGUUCCAAGGAAGAAAGGAGACAUGCAUGAAGCAACAACUUGGCAGAUUAGGUUUAAACUUGAAAACAUCGAUCAAAAGGCGAAUUACAAACUGAGAAUCGCCAUAGCAUCUGCAACCUUAGCCGAGUUGCAGAUUCGAGUCAAUGAUGCGGAAGCAGUCCGCCCUCUCUUCACAACUGGACUCAUUGGGAGAGACAAUUCAAUAGCAAGGCAUGGGAUCCAUGGGGUUUACAUGCUGUAUGAGGUGAACAUACCAGGAAACCGGCUUGUCCAAGGUGAUAACACUAUAUUCCUGAGACAGCCAAGAUGCAAUGGUCCCUUCCAAGGGAUUAUGUACGACUACAUUCGUCUUGAAGGCCCUCCAUAACUUACUCUGGAAUUACAUAGCAUAGUAUAUGUAUUGAUGUACGUAUGUCGAAUUUAUCAAUUGACACUGACACGAAAGGUGUAACAACUGAAUAAUAUUGAUAUGCAAACCUUAAAGACCAAAAUUUUGACAAUAUCAA
Messenger RNA from Camelina sativa (false flax), 781 nucleotides. NCBI's taxonomy places the organism in Eukaryota, Viridiplantae, Streptophyta, Magnoliopsida, Brassicales, Brassicaceae. The record is from RefSeq and is a predicted model, not a curated record.